Molecule: messenger RNA, 1296 nt
Organism: Pipistrellus nathusii (Nathusius's pipistrelle)
Lineage: Eukaryota; Metazoa; Chordata; Mammalia; Chiroptera; Vespertilionidae
Source: the annotation of a GenBank genome assembly
AUGGAGCCGGAGCCGGGGCGGGAGCGGUUGGUUCGGAAGGUGGUGCUGCUGCAGGCCUGCGUCCGGGGUUUCCUGGUCCGACGCCGGUUCCAGGGUCUGCGAGCAGAGUAUGAGGCUGUUGUGCAUGAGAUCGAGGGUGACCUGGGCACACUGCAGUGGACUGAAGGCCGGAUUCCCAGGCCCCAGUUUCUCCCACAGAAGGCAAAACCCCAUCGGAACUGGAAAGUUGGACAGAGGGUACCAAAGUCAGAGCAGGAACUGUGGAGUUCCUUCCCAUGUAAGGAGCCUGAGAGAGAGGAGAUGAUGCUGAAGAAGUCAGGAGAGAGCUCAGCAAACUCAGAAAGUCUUCACUGCAGAGAUGAGAGCUCCUGGCUUCAGGAUCAGCAAAGCAGGAAAACCAGGAAACCUGGCCAAGAGGAGACUGAAGCUGUGCCAAGGACGGGGACCCCAGAGGCUACAGGUCCAGGACUGCCCCACAGUCCAACAGACCUCCAGGAGCUCCAGUACCUUCGCAGCCACUUGGCCAUGGAGCUGCUGUGGAUACAGCAGGCCAUCAAUAGCCGAAAGGAGUACCUAGUUCUCAAACAAACCCUGGGAUCCCCGGAGGCAAGGUUAGACCAUGGAGGACAGAGCUGUGAGAAAGCUGGGUCACAGCCAGGCCCCCCUCUGGAAGACCAGGACUGCAGAGACAGGAUACCUGGAAAGCAAGAGCAUGCAGACGACUCUUGCUGGAGGCUCAGACCACAACCUCACAAAACCCCAGAAAGACUGGCCACUACAGAUGAAACCGCUGCUGGGGCCAAAUACAGGGACCCAGACAGCAGGAGGGCUGGACCACAGCCUCCCACACCAGCAGAUAAGCAAGCCACAGAGAACUGGCUCCCCAAGGAGCCACAUCGUGAGGAACAGACCGUUGGGGGGACCUGCCUACAGCUGACGAAACUAGAGGACCAGACUCCCAAAGGCCUCAAAUCUAAGGGUCACACUUCUGGAAAGGCCCGGACACAGCUGUCCACACACCGCGUGGACCCAGAUAUUGAAGAUAAGUCUCCCAAAAGGUCGGACCACAAAGAGCCUACUUGCCAAAGAGCUAGGCCACGAGAGUUGGGCCUCUCAGAGGACCGGGUCACCUGGGGUGGGACUUCGGCAGAACGUGGUAGCCUGGAUCUCUGGAGGACUAAACCACCCAGGGCCAGACCCCCAGGAAUAAAAGCUCCAGAGGUAGAGAUUCCAAUGAGCCUAGCUCUGGAGGAUGGAAAAGCCAGAGGACUGCACCUUAGAGAUCAAGGCCACUAG